Eurytemora carolleeae is the source of this 981-nucleotide messenger RNA. Its product is annotated as cytochrome b561. Gene Ontology annotation, molecular function: oxidoreductase activity. The record is from RefSeq and is a predicted model, not a curated record. Lineage: Eukaryota; Metazoa; Arthropoda; Copepoda; Calanoida; Temoridae.
GAGAGAGGAGUGUAGACUGUAGUGAAACGUUUACUAAAUGAAAGAUCAAAUCCAGAAAUAACUUUUCAAUCAAUAGUUAAAGAAGUGUUUACAAAUGUUUUCAAGUAUUCCAUCAAACCCUCAAAUUCUUGUUCACUCCUUCUACUCCGACAUGGAAAACUAAUCGAAUAAUGAGGGUUUAGACGGAUCUGCUCCGGUAACUAGAUUAGACAGGAUGGAUGAGAUCGAACAGGAUCUCCGAGGACUAAAAACAGGAUUCUUCGUAUCUCAGGGAGUAGGGUUGAUUCUCGUAGUUCUAGUAUCAAUAUGGACUGGACACUACCUGGGCGGGUUCGCUGGUCCCUCCCAACCUGACCGAGAGUUCAACUGGCACCCGCUACUCAUGACGGUCAGCUUGAUCUACCUGUACGGUACAGGGAUUCUUCUCUAUAGGGUCUUCAGGAACGAAAAGAAGAGAACAUUGAAGUUAGCACAUGCCAUAGGUCUUGUUGCAUUCCUGUGUCCUGGGUUAGCUUCUCAUCUAAGAAUGAUGUAUCUCCCUGUUCACACUACACUCGGAGCAGGAAUAUUCGUCCUAGCUUCGGUAGCUGCUCUCCUUGGUAUCACAGAGAAGGCAAUCUGGACCCUUGGCAAGAAAUGGCAGGUUAGCUCUGGGGAGGGAACCCUCGUCAACAUGAUCGGAGUCUUCAUCAUCCUCUUCACCGGCCUAGUCAUGAUCCUCGUCUCUAAACUAUCCUUCAGAAGACUAAACAGGCCGGAAGAUCAAAUGCUAUUGGCUGAAACAAACCAUGAAUAAGAAGAGAGGAUCCUAUUGGUGCAAACCAACUCAACCAAAUCAACCAAAUUAACUUCAUAUCUACGAAACUGGUCAAUGUGAUUAAUGUUUAAUCUUUUUUAUAUUUUCUUAUUUUCUCUUUUUUUUCUGUUGCAUUGUUGUCUGAAGACUUCUGUCCAAUUCUCAAAUAUAUUUGUAUUUGUUUA